Messenger RNA from Alternaria ventricosa, 3048 nucleotides. RefSeq lists its product as uncharacterized. The record is from RefSeq and is a predicted model, not a curated record. The transcript has 4 exons. Lineage: Eukaryota; Fungi; Ascomycota; Dothideomycetes; Pleosporales; Pleosporaceae. The coding region runs from base 1 to 3048 and encodes 1015 amino acids.
AUGCCUGUGGUGGACACUGAGAGUCCACUCGACCUCAAGAUUGAACCGAGCUACACACCGACAGACGACAUUAGUGUUGCUUCCCCAUCGCUGAACCCGGAUGAUGACAAGUCACAGAGUCAGUCAGGCGAGCCAUUCAUGUUCUGUACGUAUUGUGCCGAACAGAAGAGCCAGAAGACGUUCAAAGCAAAGUCUGACUGGAAGAAACAUGAGAUGAGGAUGCACGAGACUGGAGAAGACUGGCCUUGUGUCGUCAACGGUUGCAACCGCAUUUUCGACCGACAGAAAGAUUUCAUCAAGCAUCAUCAACGCUACCAUGCCGGUCGACCCCUGCCGUCACUGACAGACAUUGGCAUCACGUUGUUGCCGCGAAGAGUGUUUGGUUGCGGGUUCGACAAGUGUAAAGAAGUCAGCAUCGGUUGGGAUGAGCGAUGCGACCACGUCGCGAAGCACAUGAAGAAUGGCGCGACGAUGGACCAGUGGAAAUACUCUAAUGUGAUCAGGAACUUAAUACGACAGGAAGCUCUCCACGACACAUGGAAAGAGCUUAUCGGUUGCCUGGACGAGAGAUUGCGAGAGAGUCGGUCGCAGAUUAGUUGGUGUCCCGACAACUCGCGAAUCCUCCGACAGAAGCUCCAGUGCUGUGACCUUCGACCGAGCCGGGAAGAGGUUUUGAUUACCGCCUUGAGUCUACGCGCUGAUAUACCCCUGGACCCUGUGCAUCAACAGCUACCCACUGGCUUCGUAACACCCUCAAGAGAUUCCGUCCCGCAUGUUGAGAAGCUGUCGCGCGAGCAGCGAAUGCACAUACUCAUCGGAAACUCCAACCCACAUCACUCAAGAGCGCGGCUCGCGAGCAUCAACGCAGCUUUGCUGCGCAUUUGUAGUUCGUUGGCGCACGUGCCUGACUAUGAUUGCGGCUCGUCUCCAUUUGUGGAGCCGCAGACGCCUGGUGCGCCCGCAGUGGAUACGGCCAGCCGCCGUAUCAGUUAUAUGGACGUGGACCCUGGAGAUUACCUGGACGUAGCGCAACCGGCUAUUCCUGAACUCCCACCGGCUAUGACGACAUCCACAAUGCAUACACCCCAUACACACCCCACGCCAGUCAUGGAUCACGAGCAGCACACACAGUUGUACCAACAGGAGUACAUGGACCAAGUCAAGGCCACACCCAACCCACUGGAAUCACUGUAUCCCAACUACUUCGGUGCUGCUCCCCAGUUCGAAGAGUCGCAGUACUACGACCGCCCGUCGUUCGGUCAAAUGAUAUCGAAGCCGCUCCACAAGAUAGGCAGUCGGAUAAGCAGCUCGAGAGGAAGCUCUUCGAAUCAGAGACCAUCAUCGCAGAUGAGUCAAGCUUCGUCAGAGAUGCUUCCUGACUACAGUCUACUCGAUCUGCCACCGGAGCUCUUCGAGAGGGUUGUCGCCGCCCUUGCGCGUGCAGCGCCCUUCCAUGAGCUCAUUCGACUGCGCGCCGUGUCCCGGACAUUUGCCGGCGACAUCGACAACGAACUUCUUGCGAACACGUCUGUUGCGGACUUCCAUGAUCGGUACCAUCAACGCCAGCCGAUCCCUACUAGUCUUGAUAUCCGGAAUCCUCUACCUCCUCUGCAUCAGCUACAUGUUAUAUCGCAAUAUAAAAAGAUUGUUGUUACCGACUCGAUGGAUACGCUUCCAUCUGACAUUAAGGGCUACCUUUUGAGCAACAUCGAGACCUAUCUGGUCAAUCACAUCGAAGACGCAGAUAUCACAGCCUCCGGACUGCCGAAUUUUAUACACAAGGUCACGGAUAAGCUCAUGGAAUUUGCUACCGCAGGCACUGAUCGUUCUGUUCUGCGACAGGACUAUCUGAAGGCACUUAUACAUGGUUUAGUCCUUACAAACGAAGUCGCCCCACGGACUAUGGUUCGAGACGAAACCAUUGACGUUCCACUCCGUCUUUACAACAAUCUUCAGACCCGGAAUGUCAACGACAUGCUGGCAGCAGCAGCCACAGUAGGGAGUCUCGCAGCUGUCCGUCACUACAUUUCGCAAUCUGCUGAGGUUAUUGACUGGUUCCCCAAAUACUUUGCUGGCUUUGGUAACCCUGUAACAGCAGCAGCCUGCAGUGGAAAUGUCGAAAUUCUUGAGUAUCUGCUCAUAGAAGUCAACAAUGAGCUCACGGAGCGGCAUUUCGCUCGGAUACAGCACGGUCGUAUCACUCGUUGCGGCCCACUCACAGAGACCAUCACUUCCGCAAUAAGCUUCGCAGUUCGGACCGGAGAACUGAAGGCCGUUGUCACACUGUUUGACUUCCUGUCAAGAUGCCGCGUUGAAAUACCGGCGCAUAUGAAGUCCCGGUCACACUACCUUGCCGAUGCCAUGAGGUGGGGACAGAUGGACGUGUUCAUAUGGCUCAUGGACCAAUGGAAUCCUCUAAUCGCCGACCUGCCCUAUUGGAGCGCCCUGACUGCAGGCUUACGCCUUGCGGUCAAAUAUGGCCAUGCCAACAUCGUGCGAUACGUCUUCGACAAAGGGUUGAUGGAUCCACAUGAUACGGAUGUCAACAUCGUGCUCAUCGCUGCGACACAUGGUCAUCGCGCUAUCAUCCAACUGGCUCUCAACCAUGGCGUUCAGCUCACGAUACAGGACCUCAUCGCGGCGCUGAAUGGAUCACUCCCAUUGCUCAUCACUCAGUAUCUUUUGCUUCACAACGUUCCACUCACGUCUGUGACCAACGCGGAAGAUAGAAGGUCCAUCACUACUUCCGUCGUUCCUAUGGUCGAAGCGCUCUGUCGAGAAUCUAUCCACAUCCCUUUCGGCGAUUACAACGAGGUUCGGGGCAAGGAAAAGGUGCUGGCGCUCAUACUCUUGGCGAGCGAGAUGAGACGACAAAUUCCAGAGCUUACGUUGGACAACUGUGUUGAGCUCAAGAAGGUGUUCGAUAGGCUGGUCAGAGAGUGUCUGGACUUGCCAAGGGGGUCAGUUCCGUAUCUUGAGAUGGCUGAAGAGCUGCACAGCUGGAUGGAGUGGGGAGACGGACGAGAGUGGGCAGAUUGUGAAGUCUAG